Messenger RNA from Vicia faba (fava bean), 402 nucleotides. NCBI's taxonomy places the organism in Eukaryota, Viridiplantae, Streptophyta, Magnoliopsida, Fabales, Fabaceae. The record is from the annotation of a GenBank genome assembly.
AUGGGUUCUCUUAUGGCAGGAUGGGACUCUAACUCCUCAUCUUCAUCACUUGAAAGAAAUCGGUCACUCACCAAAGAAGAAAUUGAUGCUUUCUGGAAAUCAAAAAAGGACACAGAGGAAGAACACCUCAAAGCUAUUUCCAAUUUAUCAAAGACUAUUCAGCCUGGGAAAUACGAGGAAACUGUGCCCUUCGCCCUACGCAUGAAGGAGACAUUAGGCAGGGAUGUUAACAUUAAUUUGGAGCAGCUUAUCACUAAAAAUGGCUGGUGGACGAAGAGUAACUGGGCAUUUUUGAAUGAACCGCCAGUCAUGGAAACUGCUUCAAACAAGUAUGCAUCACAGUUUCACGUAGCCAACUCGGGAACAUCAAAACAAAAUCCUGGACAUGGAAUUAGUGCUUGA